This is a messenger RNA of Balearica regulorum gibbericeps (East African grey crowned-crane), 1555 nucleotides long. NCBI's taxonomy places the organism in Eukaryota, Metazoa, Chordata, Aves, Gruiformes, Gruidae. The record is from RefSeq and is a predicted model, not a curated record.
GAUGUUCAGAAGGAGAGAGAACCUCAUCUUUAUCUCAGUAAAGAAGAAGUUAAAGAGAAGAUACAAAGCUAUAAUUCAUCAGUAACUGACAAAUUAAAAAUGACCUUGAACGCAAAUGGGAUUUACACUGGCUUCAUCAAAGUUCAGAUGGAACUAUGCAGACCGAUCACUGUGCAGUCUUCCCAGAGCCAGGGGAGGUGUGCUCACAGCAAUAAUGAAACUGCUUUUUACUUGCCGGAUGGCUGUGUGAAUACGCUUCACAUCAGCAGCACCAACACUGUUCGUGAAGUUAUUGAGGCCUUGCUCAAAAAGUUUUUUGUGGCUGAUAACCCUGCGAAGUUUGCACUUUAUAAACGCUGUCACAAGGAAGACCAAGUUUAUACAUGCAAGCUGUCAGAUCGAGAACAUCCCCUCUACCUGCGUUUGGUGGCAGGCCCCAGAACAGAAAUGCUCAGCUUUGUUCUACGUGAGCAUGAAACUGGAGAAGUUAUGUGGGAAGCUUUUAGUAUUCCUGAACUGCAAAACUUCUUGCGUAUACUGGACAAAGAGGAAAAUGAGCAACUGCAAAUCUUAAAGAAGCGUUACGCAGCUUACAGAGACAAACUUGAAGAAGCCCUUGGUGGGGUGUGGAAACCUGGUUAAAAGGGGGCCAAAGGACACUCAGGAAAAACGCACGUUACCAAAUGUCAGUAUAGCAUGCCAAACCCAAUGUACAAAGAGCAGCAGAGAGUAGUUUUCUUUAUUCAGAAGACUGUUUUUUGAUGCCAGGGUACCUGAAUUUUGCUAUAGACUUAGUUCCGUAAGCCAGGUCACUUAGCAUCCUGCACCCACAAGUAAGGGAUUCUGCAUGUUUGUACAUCAGUCUGCAACCCUCUGUGUGCCUAGAGUUUUCCAAGUUACCUUGAUGCAAGCUGUGAAACUGUAAUCAAUUUUCUAGGAUGCUAUGAAAUAAGAUUUUUUUUUUUUUCUUCUUUGCUUUAAUGGUAGCUUUAGAAGUAAGGAUGUGCAAAUUGAUGAGUUAAAAAAAAUUAAUUAAACUGUCUGGACAACAAUUAGUUGGAGCACUAUCUUUGAGAUGAAAUUGAUUUGCACUACCUUUCUGUUUUCAAAUAGUUACUGUAUAAUUUGUGAGAGAACUGUUAUAGAUGGAAGGCAUAUGUGAUCAUCUGGUUUGUUCUGUGAGAUUUGUGGAAGGCUUUAAAUUAGUCUUUCUGGAGAGGGUAAAGAGAAAGUUGAAAAGAAGGUAAGAGUUGAGGAAGGAAACUAACAGCUGACAGAGGAGGACUGGUUUUAAAUUGAAAUAGUAUUUAUACAGAGGAAAGUUUGAAAUACUAAUUCUACAAGAUUAAAGUUUUAGGAUGUUAUAAUAUUGUGAAUAAGUUUUAUGGUUUUUUAACUGCAUAAAUCCACACUGGAAAAGAAAUAAAGAUAAUAGAAAUAAUGGGAAAGAAUGAGAGGCAAAAGCUAAAUAAGAAUGGAAGUGGAGCUGCACAUACAAGUCGUUAUUGGAGAAGCUGGUUCCAUAAAUGUGUAAAUGGAGGGUUGAAAAGUGCAG